AUGGCGUUUUCUCUUGAGCUGCUAACGCCCUCGAGUCCUCACAAUCAACCGUCAGUAUCAUUCCCCUUCAUUUCCUUGUUGGCAAUCGUGAUCAUAUAUGCCAUGAUCGCCUACUUGAUCAUCGACUUUGUUGGCCCAGAGGAGGAUUUAGAUAGCCAAGCUCCGGUCCCACGAGAUGGGCCUUCGGGCAUGUCCCUUGAAGAGCUACAGGACCUCCCACAGUACGGCUACAGCGGAGAGGCUUCGAGGAGCUGCGCAAUAUGCUUAAAUGGCUAUAAGAAAGGAGACAUGUACAGGAUCUUCCCUGUGUGCCGACAUAUUUUCCAUUGCCAGUGCAUCGAUACUUGGCUAUUGAGAAGCCGCUCCUGCCCAAUUUGUCGUUCCCCUUUCGGAUGCAGGGCGAGUUUAGAUAUUGUGUGA
This is a messenger RNA of Punica granatum (pomegranate), 420 nucleotides long. NCBI's taxonomy places the organism in Eukaryota, Viridiplantae, Streptophyta, Magnoliopsida, Myrtales, Lythraceae. The record is from RefSeq and is a predicted model, not a curated record.